Molecule: messenger RNA, 2318 nt
Organism: Thunnus maccoyii (southern bluefin tuna)
Lineage: Eukaryota; Metazoa; Chordata; Actinopteri; Scombriformes; Scombridae
Gene: b3gnt5a
Product: UDP-GlcNAc:betaGal beta-1,3-N-acetylglucosaminyltransferase 5a
Exons: 2
Coding region: 972-2162 (396 amino acids)
Biological process (GO): brain development
Cellular component (GO): membrane
Source: RefSeq, a predicted model, not a curated record
UCUACUCACCCCACACGCGCUCUCACACACGCUCACACUGGGACCUUCAGGGCAAUUACAUUUGAAGCUCUCCUCAGCAAUGAGCUGCUGAAGUAAACUACUGCAUCUGACGAGGGGAAAAAGAAAAGAGAAAAAGAAAAGGAAAAUCUGACAAAGUGCCAGAAACCAGAGCUGGUGAAAGAAAGGGAGAAGCAGUUAAAAAGAGUGAGGCAGAAAUAGUGAGUGUCAGAGGUAGACUAAGAUACAAGGAGAGAGUGAGUUGACAGGAGCGGAGCAGAGCAGAGCAGAGGAGAAGGGUUUAACUGUACUUCCUCACACAUGGAUUGGACUCACAAACAGCCUGGUGCCAUGUUUUCCGACAUGUUAAUGACACUGUAACCAGAAAAGAAGAGGGAUACGGAAGCAGAGGAGAGGUGCAACACCGAUCAGGAAUUCUUGGUGUAGAAGGAAGAAGGAUCAUGGCGAUUUUUUUUGAGCUGAAGGAGGGACACUGUGACCUUUUCCUGUAGGUGUUUUCAGCCUGAUCACUAUGAGGGAGCAAAGCUUUUGCUUCAUACAGCGCAGGAAGUUCAGUCAAAGAGCACCCAGACUGCUGAAGAGCCUUACAAAGGCCUACUGGACUUGACAACAUCAGAUAGAGAAGCCAGUUGGCAGGAGGUAAAGUAGGCGAAAGGAAAGAAGAUACGCAUGGUGUGAAACAGAUGAUAGAUUAUAAAGCGAAAGAGAUGAUAAGGAAGGCGACUAGAUAGAUGAAAGGAGUGCUAGAGGCAGAAGGUAAGAAGUGAGUCAAAGGAGAAGUCAAGCUUGAGAGUGAAAGGAGGUAGGGAUGAAAUAACACACUCUUCUAUCAGAAAAGGGGGAGACAGGUAAGACAGAGAAAGAUACAGCUCCAGGAGAGUAGACAUCUAGACAGAGUCAGAGGACAGGUACUGAAAGUAUUCAGAGAUCAGGAGAAAUCAGCAGUAGUCACGAUGUUCAUGAAUUUCCGUCGCAUCCACAAGUGCCAGUGUGUGCAGCUGCUGACCACAGGCCUGGUGCUGUGUAUGGUGAUGGUCUGCUGGGAGGAGCUGGACCACCAUGUUGUCAGUCACAUGAGGUCCUACACAUACCGCUACUUGAUCAACAGUUACGACUUUCUCAAUUCUUCCUUCGCCAUCAACUCAAACUAUCAUACUAGAAGCAAUGGUGGGGAUGGUGGGUUGGUAAGCUAUCCAUAUCUCAUCAACCACCCAGGUAAAUGUAGAGGCGGUGCUGCAGAUGGGAAAAAGUGGGACGAUGUCCUCCUGCUUCUGUUUGUAAAAUCAUCUCCAGAGAACCUUGAGCGGCGCCAGGCGAUCAGGGACACAUGGGGUAAUGAGAGCUAUGUUUGGUCUGAACUAGGAGCAAGUGUGAGGGUGGUGUUCGCCCUCGGAGUACAUCAGGAUGUUGGGCAGAGAUCCAAGAUGCAGAGUGAACUGCUGAAGGAGGACCAGGCCUAUGGAGACCUGAUCCAGCAGGACUUUGUGGACACCUUCCACAACCUGACUACCAAACUGAUCCUGCAGUUCCACUGGUGCCACCAGUACUGCCCUAAGGCGCACUUCCUCAUGUCUGCAGAUGACGACAUCUUCGUCCACAUGCCCAACUUGGUAAAGUACCUGCAGCAGCUCCUGGGUAGCCAAUCAGGGGCUAAAGACCUGUGGGUGGGGCAUGUACACAGAGGAGCCCCUCCAAUUCGCCGUAAAGACAGUAAAUACCACGUUCCUUAUGAGCUGUACCCCUGGCCCUCUUACCCAGACUACACUGCUGGUGCAGGAUACGUGGUCUCGGGGGAUGUGGCUGCUAAGAUCUACCAAGCGACUCUGGCGCUGAACUCCUCCAUGUACAUCGAUGAUGUCUUCAUGGGGAUUUGUGCCAAAGCCAUGGGGGUCUCUCCCCAGGAGCAUUCGUACUUUUCAGGGGAGGGCAAGGCUCCGUACCACCACUGCAUCUAUGAUCACAUGAUCACAUCGCAUGGGCACGCCAUAGAUGUGCGCUCACUAUGGCAGGAAGCAACAGACCCUACAGUAUAUAGCCACUCCAGAGGAUUUAUGGGCAAUAUGUACUGCACAGCAGUGAGAGUGAUGCUUCUGUGUCUGCCAUAUUACCAGAACACUUACUCCUGUAUGGCUGCUUUUACAUAAAGAUGAAAUGAGGACUGCUGAAUGCUCAAUGUACCACAUAAACAAAUGACAGUACCUCACACUUGCCAUUUUUUCUCUUUCAUGUUAUAUUUCAAUGUUUGCUGCUUAUAAUAUGUGUUUGCUGUCUUGUAAUAAAGAUCAAAGCUGUUCAAUCAA